Messenger RNA from Vombatus ursinus (common wombat), 2709 nucleotides. It is a transcript of the gene CERCAM, whose product is annotated as cerebral endothelial cell adhesion molecule. NCBI's taxonomy places the organism in Eukaryota, Metazoa, Chordata, Mammalia, Diprotodontia, Vombatidae. The transcript has 13 exons. Bases 73 to 1854 code for a protein of 593 amino acids. The record is from RefSeq and is a predicted model, not a curated record.
CUCUGGUCAGCCCCCAGCCUGGCUCGGCUCUGCGAGCCCUGGGGGCCGACGCCGCUCUCUGCCUGUUUUGCCAUGCUCCCGCCGCCCUCUGCUCUCCUGCUCCUGCUGCUUCUGCUGCUCGGGGUCAGGCCCUCCUGGGGGUCCUAUGAGCCCCCGCUUCCAGCAGUGGUCAUCGCGAUGUUGGCUCGCAACGCCGGAUAUUCCCUGCCGCACUAUCUCGGGGCUCUGGAGCGGCUGGACUACCCCCGGGCCCGCCUUGCCCUCUGGUGUGCCACCGACCAUAAUGUGGACAAUACGACGGAGAUUCUUCAGGAGUGGCUAGCUGCUGUGGGCAAGGACUAUGCAGAAGUGGUGUGGCGACCUGAAGGCGAGCCAAGGUUGUACCCAGAUGAAGAGAGUCCCAAACAGUGGACCAAGGAACGCCACCAGUUCCUCAUGGAGCUGAAACAAGAAGCCCUGGACUUUGCCCGAGCUUGGGGAGCUGACUAUAUCCUGUUUGCAGACACUGACAACAUCCUAACCAACAACCAAACCUUGAAGUUCCUGAUUGGGGAGGGUCUGCCAGUGGUGGCCCCUAUGCUGGACUCCCAGACUUAUUACUCCAACUUCUGGUGUGACAUCACACCACAGGGCUAUUACCGACGUACACCAGAUUACUUCCCUACCAAGAAUCGGCAGCGUCAGGGCUGUUUCCAAGUGCCCAUGGUACAUUCUACCUUUCUGCUAGCCCUUUGGGGCAAGGGAGUUGACCAACUGGCUUUCUAUCCCCCCCAUCCCAACUAUACAUGGCCCUUUGAUGACAUUAUUGUCUUUGCCUAUUCUUGCCAGGCUGCAGGUGUCUCGGUCCACAUUUGCAACCAGCAUCGCUUUGGAUACAUGAAUGUUCCAGUCAAAUCACAUCAGCGGCUAGAGGAUGAGAAAGUCAACUUUGUCCACCUAAUCUUGGAGGCCCUGGCGGAUGGCCCGCCUAUGCAGCCUUCAGCCCAUGUGUUCCUGCCCCCGAAAAGGCCCAACAAGAUGGGGUUUGAUGAGGUUUUUGUCAUCAGCCUAGCCCGUCGGCCUGAACGCCGAGAACGGAUGCUAAGAUCCCUGUGGGAGAUGGAGAUUGCUGGACGGGUACUGGAAGCUGUGGAUGGCAGUGCACUCAACAGCAGCACCAUCAAAAGCCUGGGUGUGGACCUUCUCCCUGGCUACUAUGACCCCUACUCUGGCCGCACACUCACCAAGGGAGAGGUGGGCUGCUUCCUCAGCCACUACGCCAUCUGGGAGGAGAUGGUCACCCGGGGUCUGGAACAGGUCGUGGUGUUUGAGGAUGAUGUGCGCUUUGAAGCCAGCUUCAGGCAGCGGCUGGAGCGGCUGAUGGAGGAGGUGUCUCAGGAGCAGCUGCAGUGGGACCUGAUUUACCUAGGGCGCAAGCAAGUUACCUGGGAGGAGGAGCCAGCUGUGGAAGGGGUGCGCCACCUCGUGGUAGCCAACUACUCCUACUGGACUCUAGCCUACACUCUGUCCCUGAGCGGGGCUCGAAAGCUGGUGGAAGCCCAGCCUCUGGGCAGGAUGCUGCCUGUGGAUGAAUUCCUGCCCAUCAUGUAUGACCGGCACCCCAAUGAAGACUACAAGAAGCACUUCUCCCGCCGGGACCUGAGAGCCUUUGCUGUGAGGCCCCUGCUCGCUUUUCCCACCCACUAUGCAGGGGAUGCUCAGUGGCUGAGCGACACAGAGACAUCUACCAUCUGGGAUAACGAUGCUCAGGCCACCGGUUGGAGUGGUUCUCGAAAGACCCUAAGGGACCCGAGGUUGGACAGGGUGGGCAGCAGUGGGCCCAGUUUCCAUUCCACUUCUCAUGAUGAGCUCUAGUGUUGAAGGGGUUUGUCUGUGGAUCAACGAAUAAACCUCAGCAAGCAGAGGAGAAACAAGGAUCUCCAGCCAGGAGCCAGGAGUAGCCAGAAGAAACCCUUCUAGCUUCCCUAGGUCCAGUGGAGAGAUCGCUGCCGCUCAUUUUGGUGUUUCCUUAUCUGAGUCAAAAACAGGGCCAUUACCACUGUGAUUUCCCCACUCCUCUUCCCCAAAACAACAACACACCACUCCCCCUCUCCACAAAGGUGCUAAGGCAAGGGGCUACUAGCCACCUGACAGCUCAGUUUUGUAGGCCCUAAGAUUCUCUCUCUCAAGGUCAUAGACACACCACUUUAGUCUCAAAUGGUCUGGGAUCUGUUCAAUAGUGUAUAUGGAAGGAGGGAGGAGACCCUAGAAUUUUUGCCUGACCUGCUUAAACCUAGAGCUGUUCCCUUUAUCUCUCUCACCCUGUCUCCAUCCUGAAUCCCUCUUUCUCUGAAGCCAGGACUAAGGAAAGGAACAGGAUUUGGAAAUCUCCCAAGCUGAAGAGGAGGAGACAGAAAAAAAACAAGAACUAGGAAUCUGAGGUUGGCAACUGAGGUCCCCACUACCACUAGGCACCAGGAUGAAACACUCACUGAUCCUAUCACCCCUGAUCAGGAGGUUAUCAGCAGUAACAAGACUGAAUGACCUCUGUAGCUAUCUGUACCCAAAGCCUGGGGAACCCUCUCCACCCCCUUUCUUUAGCUCCUUCUGGAGGCUGUUGCUGACGUAGGAUGAAUUAGGUGCCUAAGGUGCCAGUCCCAGGAAGACAGAGAAGGAUCCAGUCCAAACCUGAUGUCUUGUAAUAAAUAAAUAUUUGGUUUGCACUUUAAA